Messenger RNA from Carya illinoinensis, 7247 nucleotides. RefSeq lists its product as uncharacterized. The transcript has 13 exons. The record is from RefSeq and is a predicted model, not a curated record. Bases 1354 to 3621 code for a protein of 755 amino acids. Lineage: Eukaryota; Viridiplantae; Streptophyta; Magnoliopsida; Fagales; Juglandaceae.
AGGAAAAAUGAGGGAGUAACAACCUUAAAAAAAUAAUAAUUAUAAAUCAAAAUUACCUGAUAUUCUAAGAAAUAUAUGAUACAAUAUUCUCAUAGAUUUGUUACCCGGAUAACAGUAGUUCAUCCUUAAUUAUUUUCGAUAGUGACAUUAUGUCUCUCUUAUAUAUAGUAUUUGGUAAUACCAUCUUAGAAACUUCGAUAAAGACAACUUUUAACAUCCGACCAUAUAUUGAAAGGAUCCAGGCCACUACCUUCACAAAAUUCACACUACAAGAAUCUGGGCUUUUACCGGCGAUUUUUUAAUCGCUGCAGAAGAAAUCGCCGUAAUAUGUCACUAAUAGCGGCGAUUUCUUAAUCGCUGCUGUAUUUGUUAUAUUUGCUGGCGAGAAUGUCACUUAAAAUAUCCCAACCACUUAUUUUCUUUUAGCGGCGAAAAAUUUCGCCGCUAUAUGUCCGAUCUAAACUCAGGCGCCAAACUUAAUUGCAUUUUAUUUCCCUCCCCGCGACAAUUUCACUGUACCCUCUCUGCUCUCCGUGUGGUUUUCAUCGAUUUGUGCCUCACUUGCAACUGAAAUCCCUUACGGCCAAUCCAUACGGUUUCCAAAUCUAGUAAUCCCCAUUUCCGAAUACGUCCCGAAGCUUUGACCCUUGCCUCCACGACAUUUUCUUGGCGUUCGAAGGUUGCGAAACUGUUUCCUUCCAAAACCCAUGCAUUGCCUCCAUUGUUCGGCAAACCCAUAUACUUCGGCUACCAAAAAUUAACGAAACGUUCUGUUGAAUGCAUAUAUACACACGACGAUUGCUACCCAAAAUGCCCUCUGUUGUGCAUUAGAGCUACUAGAAAUUCCCCUAAACCUGCUCUCCCAAAGAUCCUGUGUGCCUGGCUUUCAAGUCAAUUCUAAGCCUCGGUUGGCGAAAAUCCACUUGCUCGGGUGCUGCGAAGUGUGUCCAAGUGUGUAUGCUGGACCAAUGGGAGCAGUAUUGAUUUAAAAGGGGGGUUGACUGAGCCUUUGAAUUUGAUUUGGGCAGACUUGAACAGCCAGGGGUGAGUCCCUUAUUCUGUUGCAUAUUGAAGAUGGAGAGAAGUUGGAUGAACGAGCCCGAUAGACUUUUAUCACCUGCAUAUGCCGAAGGCGUGUAAAUAUUCCUCACACAAGUACGAAAUCAUGCAAGUGGACGGGAUUGCAUUCGGUGUCCAUGCCGUACAUGUCUUAACAAUCUGUGGCUUCCUAUAUUUAAGGUUGAAUCUCAUUUGUUUAUUAAAGGGAUCAAUCCAAACUACACCCAGUGGAUAUUUCAUGGGGAGGAGGAGACAACAUUGGACGUCAAUGACGAUGAUGUUGGUGACGAGUUUAUGGCAGAAGAUGAUUAUAUCGAUGACAUGCAGCAUAUGUUGGAUGAUGUGCGGGCAGGCACCUUUGUUGAUGUGCCCCAAGAAAACACUGCUACGCCAAAUACUCCACCAGUACCUGAAGAUUCACCAGCAACUGCUUUUGACAAACUACUGGAGGAUGCUCGACGUCCUCUUUUCGACGGGUGUACAAAAUUCACAAAGCUGUCAUUCAUUGUCAAGUUAUUACACCUCAAAUCAAUCGGUGGAUGGUCAAUUAAGUCAUUCGACAUGCUCCUUGAUCUGUUGCGGUCAUCUUUUCCUGAUGCGCUCUUGCCACAAUCAUAUGAGGAAUUAAGGUCUUUGAAGCGCGGGUUGGGUUUCAAGUACCACAAAAUCCAUGCGUGCCCCAAUGACUGCAUCUUAUUCUGGAAGGAAAAUGCCGAACUUAAUGAAUGCCCUGUAUGUAAGGCUUUGAGGUGGAUGCCAAAUGCACACGGCUCACGCGUUAUACCUCAAAAAGUGUUACACCAUUUUCCAUUGAAACCGAGAUUGCAGCUUCUCUUUAUGUCUGCAAAGAUAACAGGUGAUAUGAGAUGGCAUAAAGAGCAACGGGCGAUAGAAGAUACUAGUAUGAGACAUCCGGCUGACUCUGAGUGUUGGAAGAAAUUUGAUGAACAUCAUAGUUGGUUUGCUGCGGAUCCACGCAAUGUUAGGCUCGGUCUGGCCUGUGACGGAUUCACUCCCUUCAACAACUUGGCUAAGCCUCAUAGCAUUUGGCCAGUGAUUCUUAUCUCGUAUAACUUGCCGCCGUGGUCAUGCAUGAAAGAUCAAUACUUUAUGACUUUUUUGAUUAUUCCUGGCCCAAAGUCACCAGGGAAUGAGAUCGAUGUGUACCUGCAGCCGUUGCUUGAUGAACUGAUUGAAUUGUGGGAAUAUAGGGUAUCAACAUAUGAUGCCGUAUCUAAGGAGACGUUUAUGUUGCAUACUGCAUUGUUGUGGACAAUCAAUGACUUCCCUGCCUAUGUGAAUAUUUCUGGCUGGUCAACAAAGGGAAAAUUAGCUUGUCCGUCUUGCAAUGCCAAGGGUGACUACAAUUGGUUGAAAUAUGGCCGAAAACAUUUCUAUAUGGGACACCGACACUUCUUACCGCUAGAUCACAUAUGGAGAAGACGGAAAGGAUUGUUCAACGGUAAAGAAGAUCAUCGCAUGCCGCCAAGAGAUAUAGGAGGAUACGAUAUUCUGACACAAUUACAGAUGAUUGAGGAUGUUCAGUUUGGCAAAUCUCGAAGGAAGAGAAAACGUACUACUGAAGAGCUGAACUGGACAAAGUGUAGCAUAUUCUUCCAGUUACCUUAUUGGUCAACACUUCAACUUCGGCAUAAUUUAGAUGUUAUGCAUAUUGAGAAGAAUAUUACCGAAAACAUCUUAUUCACUUUAAUGAACACUCCAGGAAAAACUAAAGACAAUAUAAAUUCAAGGCGUGACUUGGAGAUAUUGGGGUAUAGAAAAGAAUUACAUUUGAGGCAUGAGGGUGAUCAUGUAACAAUGCCACAUGCACUGUAUGCAUUACACGGAGAUGAAAGGCAUAAAUUUUGUGAGUGGCUGUCCGAGAUCAAAUUUCCAGAUGGGUUCUCUUCCAAUAUCUCGAAUUGUGUUUCUCUACGUGAUUGCAAAAUCGGCGGGUUAAAAAGCCACGAUUAUCAUGUUUUCCUUCAAAGACUACUCCCAAUUGCUGCUGGGGGGUUUCUAAGAAGUGACAUUGUCUUGGCUUUGACUAAACUUAACACGUUCUUCAAAGAGUUGUGCGUGAGAACACUGGAUGUGAAUCGCCUAUCUCAGCUCCAAACUGAUAUCGUCACGAUUCUAUGCAAAUUGGAGAUGAUAUUCCCUCCCUCAUUUUUCGAUGUCAUGGUCCACCUAGCUAUCCAUUUAUCUCGUGAGGCCAUACUUGGGGGUCCAAUACAAUAUAGAUGGAUGUACUCAUUUGAGAGAUACCUCAGAAAAUUCAAACUGUAUGUUAAGAAUAAAGCCCGACCAGAAGGUUCAAUAGCCGAGGCCUACAUUCACAGUGAAUGCCUGACUUUUUGCUCUAUAUACCUAAAUGAUGUUGAGACGAAGUUCAAUCGAGCGGACCGCAACGUUGAUGCUGACGAAGAGGAGACUAUAGAUGGAUUCAAAAUUUUCAAUCAGAAAGUUCGUUCCUUGGGUUCAGCUUCUAAUGUGCAAUUAGAAGAUAAACUCUUUAAAGCAGCCAUUUGGUACGUGCUCAACAAUUGUCAGGAGAUUUGACCAUAUAUACAGUAAGCAUCAAAAUCUGAUUUAAAAAUCUACUUCCACUCAAACUUAACAAGUUAUUAUAUAUGCACUGCCCAUAACAUCAAAUAUUUUGCUUGCGAUUCUGUGCACCAAAUGUAGGGAACACUACGAGAAAUGUAAGAUGCAACACCCAAAUUGCAUCGAUCGCAUGCAUCAAACUGACUUUCCAACUUGGUUCAAGCACCGUGUAAGUUCUUUUCCAUCCUUAUCUACAUUGAAAUAUUAUAGACUUCAUUAAUAUGUUUUGAAAUGAUGACAAUAUACGUUAUGAAUUUUCAACAAUUUUGGUAUAGAUCCAGGAACAUCGUGCCCAGCAUCCACUUGAUGUGUCUGCUGAUCUGUAUGUGUUAGCUUGUGGGUCUGACCGUUGGGUUGCAUCAUAUGAUGCUUGCAUAAUAAAUGGAAAAAGGUUUCAUACGAGACAGCAUGAACUUCGUCGGCGUACACAAAAUUCUGGGGUGUUGGUAAUGGGGGACGAGGCCACAAAUAACGCAGACUUUUACGGUGUUAUUAAUAAUAUCGUAGAGUUACGCUACAUGGAGUGGCGUCGGGUAUACCUAUUUGAAUGUGAUUGGUUUUAUGUUGGUGAUCGAAAACGAGGGGUGCGGGUGGAUGACCAUAUGAUUAGUGUCAACAUGAAUAGGACUUGGUAUAAGGGUGAAACAUUCGUGUUGGCGAGUCAGGCUAAUCAAUGUUUCUAAAUAAGAGAUUUAAGAGCGAAAGGGAAUUGGGGUGUUGUGCAAACCUAUACAAAUAGGAAUGUAUAUAACAUUCCGUCAGUGUCAAGGAAUCUGGAAGAUAUUAAUGAUGGGGAGCCAAGUACAAAUGAGGCCGAUCAAGAAAAUGAGUCUUUUGAUUACUAUGAACCAGUGCAGUGUGUUAAUGCAGAUCCAGUGUCAACUCCAUUGGAUAGGAAUGAUAUACCACCUAGUCAUAUUGAUGCACAAGAAUUCAUGGAUGUGGAUGGUCAAUGCACAUAUUCAACAGGCUUUAUUAAUGAUGUCAUGAUUUCUUCUGGUUCCAGAGAUGCAUAUAGUGAGGGAGAAUAUUCAGAUGAAGAGGACCUAUCAACAGACGAAGAGUCUGGUCAGAUAUAACAUGAACACUCCAAAAACUUCUUCUGCUUAAGGUGAGGGUAAAACAAUAGUGGAAAGCUUUAUUGUAGUCGUUGCACAGACAAAUUUGGGAAGGGAUUUGCUUUCUUCGAUAUCGGUAUAUUUAUCAUGCAAUCCCAUCUUCAAGCUGGAGGCAUGAGCGGCACGAUUAAUUACCAAGGUGACCGAGCGGGGCCCAGUACUAGGGGCAGAGGGAGACUCGGGGGUUUUCGUGGGAGGCGGCAUGUACCAUACUCGGCCAACCACAACCGUCCUCGGGGAGCAAAGAUCUCCUCAUAUCAUAGUCCUGAGGAGUGUAAUCAAUCAUCCUCAGAUGACUCCACACAGCCCCCAAGCCCGCCACCAUCCACCAACCCAAUUCCCACACCAGCGCCUGUUCGAGAACCCUCACCUGUGCGGGCACAAUCACCUAUUAGAGACCACGCACGAAUGGAAGACCCCAGUGUACCACAAACUAGUAAUAGUUAAUCCAUGAUACAUAUUGAAUGCGUUGAUGUGUUCGGGAGCGGACGCCCCCCCAGAGCUCGCUGUAGAGCAGGAAUAGAGAAAAUGAAUUCGUGGGUCCGCUCGAUGCAUCAAGUUUGACAAGGUGAGGAAGCAUGGGAAAGUGCUAUUAAAGAUAAACGAGGGUGAGACUGCACCGUGUUGUGAGCACGCUUCUAUGUUCACGACACGGGUAUCAUGGAUUAUUAAACAAUAUUGUGACAUGAGUUAUGCGCGAUGGACGGAUGUUCCACUUGAAAUGAAGGAGGAGCUCAUUGACCGUGUUCGGUCUGACUUUGUGUUCGACUGGGAGUGCGAGAAACACCGAUUGACGGUGACAAAGGCACUUCGUAAGCACUUCAACUCCUUCCAUCAUGACUUGCACAAGAUUUAUGAAUCAUUUGGAAGCCAUGAAGAAGCUUUGGCUAAUGGGACAAGCUUGGUGGACCCCCUUUUAUGGGUAAAGUUGUGUGGUAGAUGGGGCAGUGACGAGUUUAAGAAAAUUUGUUCUCAAAACCGGGCGAACUGAAAGAAGCAGGUAAUUAAUCAUACAUCAGGACGUAAAUCAUUAGUCCGAAUACUUGAGCAGAAGCGCUAAGAACAGAAAUUUGGUUGACUUCUAUAAGGAGACGCGCUGGUCGAAGAAGAAGAAUAAAUAGAAGAAGAAGAAGAAGAUACUUACAAGGAGAUGCAAGGUAGGUUGGAUGGCCUAGAACCAGAGCAACGUAAUGAUGAGGCAGCAGCGACUGUCUUUAGGGAGGUCCUGGGCCAUCGACCUGGCUAUGCGUGAGGACUCGGGGAGAUGGUCAUCCCCAAGUCAAGUAGACAGUGCGACCAAGUUAAAAUGCAAUGCUACAUGUUUGAAAUUGAAAGACACAAGAAAGAUGCUGAACAAUAUAAGAAAGAUGCUGAAGAGUAUAAGAGUCAGCUGGAUGAAAUGAGAUCAGAGAUGCGGGCUCUUAGGGAGCAUCAGCUUUAGACUGACAGAUUGCUUCAGGCAUUCUUUAAGGAUCAUCCGACAUUCACUGAGUCAUAUCGACAGACUCAGGGUAACGAUUCCCCUGACCCAUAAGGGGGGUUGUGGGGUUUUUUGACAUUUUGGGUGGUAUUUUGUCGUGUUGGGUGGUUUUUUGAUAGUGGAUUCUAAAGACAACUGGGCAAUAUACAUAUAUCUAUAUAUAUAGAUAUUACUAUAUAUAUAAAGGGAUCUAUGUCAACACCGGGGGGAAACACUAUUUUGAAUCACUUCUUUUUGGGUCGUUUAUGCAUAUAAGUAAGACUCCUUUGCUGAACCACAAUGUGUACAAAACAAAAACUUAGAGAAUGUAAUUCUUAGGUUAGACAGCUUCUCCAUCAUGCUAGUGUUCACAAGUUGGUGCAAAACCUAGAGACACAGUUGAAGGAGCUUUGCAACUGACAUAGCAUGGAGAAGAACUAGUAAUACAUUGGUGAUGGAAGCAGCAAAUCUAUAUCAAUGCAAUAGUGGAUUGGCUUAGGCUCACAAUAUGUAACCAAAUUCGGAAUUACUCAUCAAGGGGCCCAGUGCUGCGACCCCAAAUGCAUGAAUUUGUUGGGGAAGAGAAGAAUGAUGAUGCUAGGGUGCAGUCUAACAGCAAUUGGAAAAGGCAUCAGACAAAAAGGGGUGGUUAUCUCUAUUCACAACAGUGAUAUGGCCAAACUUGGGUUGAUCAUGAGCUUCGGCAACCAAGACCAGUUUUCGUGCAUCAUGUUCACCACCUUUCUUCUUCAAAAGUGAUAUGUCGAACUGUGGGUGCCAAUGAAUGAAAAGUUCCACAGUAAUGCUUUGUGCCAAACUAAUAAUGGUUUUAAUUGGUUACCAUUAUUAGUUUGAGUAUAGACCAUUAGUAGGUAAUGGUGAUGUUUUGUAUAUUAUAUAAAAAUUAGCUCAGCUUGUACUUGAUAUGACUCGACAUAGUGCACCACCAUGUUCAUGAAAUUAUAUAUAGGAGGAAAGCAUGGUUCAAUUGGUAAUUAUUCCUC